AUGGUAUACAAUUCCUUGACCCGGGCUCCUCGCAACAUCAAGGAGGCUAUUGACUGGUUGAUAGCCCUGAGGGGGGCGGAUGCUGCAAACAAUUUGGCUGCUAUGGGUGCUGCAAUUCACAAGUUUCUUGCAGACAAGCCUGUUGGCAGGAUGAAGCUGCCGGCUCUCGAGAAGGUCAAACUCAUCACUAAGGAGUUCCUUGAGCAAGAGGAGCUUAAGGGCAUGUGGCCCGCAAAUGAGAUGCUGGGUAAAUUCGAAGCUCCUUUAAGUAAGAACCCAUGCAUAAUAGCUAAGAUUUUUAAACUUAUGGCUUACAGCGACUAUAAUAAUGUCGUGCAGAACAAGGGUCUCACCGCUACAAAAAUCGCAGAGAAAUUAGGUAAAGUUGUGGGCGGUUGUGAGAUGUUCUUGGAUCGUAUCAAAACCCCUAAGCAGUAUAAAUCUGCUUACAGUUCAAAAGCGACGUGGGAAUCUUCAUGCGCGAAGAACCCUGAAGCUUGCGCAGUGGUCCUCGUGGGAAUUGCACCUAUGUUGUACACGGGCUUACGUUCUUUGCGCAAGGCAGCCUAUGAUGAAACCCGGAAACUGGCACCGUUUUCCGCGAAUAAGACUUUAGACAAUGUGUUGGAACCCCUGGGCUAUGUAGAGCCGGAAUGCCGCGCUGGAAUGACUGCAUCAAGGGUCUCCUGGGCGUUGAGAGGUGUGAAUAAAGAAAUAUUGACCACACUGUACGACCUCGCUGGAUUCUGGGCUUUCUAUUAA
Babesia ovata is the source of this 762-nucleotide messenger RNA. RefSeq lists its product as uncharacterized. NCBI's taxonomy places the organism in Eukaryota, Apicomplexa, Aconoidasida, Piroplasmida, Babesiidae. The coding region runs from base 1 to 762 and encodes 253 amino acids. The record is from RefSeq and is a predicted model, not a curated record. The transcript has a single exon.